Acanthosepion pharaonis is the source of this 4587-nucleotide messenger RNA. Lineage: Eukaryota; Metazoa; Mollusca; Cephalopoda; Sepiida; Sepiidae. The record is from the annotation of a GenBank genome assembly.
AUGUUCUUCCUUUCUUUUCCGUUUUAUUUGCUUGCGUCUCGUUUCUGUUCUCGUCUUUUCUCUAUUAAUCUCGGCUUUCAUUCCUCCUCGCGUACUCUCUCACUCUUGUAUAAUUUGGAUCACCUCUUUCUUUUUCUUUUUUAUUACAUAGAUUUAUUUCCUUUUAUCAUUCAUAUCUUUUUUUCCUUUCAAUUUUCACACCAUUAUUUCUUCUUUUUCUCUUCCUCUAUUAUUCUUAUCUUUCCUCUCUAUUUCUAUUUAUUUUCUCUUUCUCUUUUCUACGCUUUUUGUGUUUAUUUUUUUACAUUAUUUUGUCUUUCUUCUCUCUCCUUUUAUUUUGUCUUUCUUCUCUCUCCUUUUAUUGUCUUUCUUCUCUCUCCUUUUAUUUUGUCUUUCUUCUCUCUCCUUUUAUUUUGUCUUUCUUCUCUCUCCUUUUAUUUUGUCUUUCUUCUCUCUCCUUUUAUUUUGUCUUUCUUCUCUCUCUUCUUCUUUCUUCUUCCAUAUUCCUCUUUUCUAUUUCCUUUUUUCAUUUUCUCUUUUUUUAUUUCCGUGUUUAUUUUUUUAGUUUAUUUUCUCUUCUUCAAUCCUGUUUCUUCUCUCUUUCUUUACUUUUCUCUAACUUUUUCUCUUUUCCGCUUUUCUUUUUUUUUUCUUUUUUCAUUUCCCCUCUUUCUUCCUUUCCCUCUUUCAUCUACUCAUUCUACUUUUCUCUUUUUCUCUUUCUUUUUCCUUCUCUUACCCCACUGUCAUAUGCCAUUUUUCAAAAUCAUAUCCCUCUCUCAACGCGUUUUCUCUUUUUCAUCCUCGUCUCUUUCUUUUAUAGCUCAGUAUCCCAAAUCUCGGUGCCGCCUGGAACUGAAGCGGCGCCGAGCAAAUAUUAAUCAUGGAGGACUACUGGGUUUCCUGGCAACAACGUGGCCGCAAGGCAAUAUACCCAUGUGGAUACGAACGAGAUUACAUCGACUCCGCUUACAUUCAUUUUCGCCCCUGCUUCACCAUUCAUUCACUUCGUCCCUACCAUUUCUUUCCUUCAUGUACGUCCUUGCCACGUCUUCCCUUCAUGUACGUCCCUGCAACGUCUUCCCUUCAUGUACGUCCCAGCAACGUCUUCCCUUCAUGUACGUCCCUGCCGCGUCCUCCCAUCAUGUGCGUCCCUGCUACGUCCUCCCAUCAUUUACGUCCCUGCUACGUCCUCACAUCAUUUACGUCCUUGCCACGUCCUCCCAUCAUUUACGUCUCUGCCGCGUCUUCCCUUCAUUUGCGUCCCUGCUACGUCCUCCCAUCAUUUACGUCCUUGCCACGUCCUCCGAUCAUUUACGUCCCUGCCGCGUCUUCCCUUCAUUUGCGUUCUUGACACAUCCUCCCAUCAUUUACGGCCUUGCCACGUCCUUGCCACGUCAUUCCUUCAUUUACGUCUUUGCCACGAAUUCCCUUCAUUUACGUCCCUGCUCUUCUUCACACAUUUUGUCCCUGAACUUGCUUUCAUUCAUUUUCGUCCUACCCUUCUUUUUCACACAUACACGUUCUGCCUUUUCCCUCUUUCAUUUACGUAGCUGCCUCUUUUUUUUCAUUCACAUUCCCCUUCCUCUUCUUUCAUUUAGUUUCAUCCCCUCCUCUUCAAUCUUUCAUUUCCGUCCCUGCCUCUUCUUUCAUUUAGUUUCAUUCCCUCCUCUUCAUUCUUUCAUUUCCUUUCAUCCCCUCCUCUUCAUUCUUUCAUUUCCGUCCCUGCCUCUUCUUUCAUUUAGUUUAAUCCCCUCCUCUUCAUUCUUUCAUUUCCGUCCCUGCCUCUUCUUUCAUUUAUUUUCUCCCCCCCUCUUCAUUCUUUCAUUUCCGUCCCUGCCUCUUCUUUCAUUUAGUUUCAUUCCCUCCUCUUCAUUCUUUCAUUUCCGUCCCUGCCUCUUCUUUCAUUUAGUUUUCUCCCCUCCUCUUCAUUCUUUCAUUUCCUUUUCUCCCCUCCUCUUCAUUCUUUCAUUUCCGUUCCUGCCUCUUCUUUCAUUUAGUUUCAUCCCCUCCUCUUCAUUCUAUCAUUUCCGUCCCUGCCUCUUCUUUCAUUUAGUUUUCUCCCCCCUCUUCAUUCUUUCAUUUCCGUCCCUGCCUCUUCAUUUAGUUUCAUUCCCUCCUCUUCAUUCUUUCAUUUCCGUCCCUGCCUCUUCUUCUUUUCAUUUAGUUUUCUCCCCUCCUCUUCAUUCUUUCAUUUCCUUUCAUCCCCUCCUCUUCAUUCUUUCAUUUCCGUCCCUGCCUCUUCUUUCAUUUAGUUUCAUCCCCUCCUCUUCAUUCUUUCAUUUCCGUCCCUGCCUCUUCUUUCAUUUAUUUCAUCCCCUCCUCUUCAUUCUUUCAUUUCCGUCCCUGCCUCUUCUUUCAUUUAGUUUCAUCCUCCUCUUCAUUCUUUCAUUUCCGUCCCUGCCUCUUCUUUCAUUUAGUUUCAUCCCCUCCUCUUCAUUCUUUCAUUUCCGUCCCUGCCUCUUCUUUCAUUUAUUUUAUUCCCUCCUCUUCAUUCUUUCAUUUCCGUCCCUGCCUCUUCUUUCAUUUAGUUUAAUCCCCUCCUCUUCAUUCUUUCAUUUCCGUCCCUGCCUCUUCUUUCAUUUAUUUCAUUCCCUCCUCUUCAUUCUUUCAUUUCCGUCCCUGCCUCUUCUAUCAUUUAGUUUCAUCCUCCUUUCAUUCUUUCAUUUCCGUCCCUGCCUCUUCUUUCAUUUAGUUUCAUCCCCUCCUCUUCAUUCUUUCAUUUCCGUCCCUUUUAAUCCCCUCCUCUUCAUUCUUUCAUUUCCGUCCCUGCCUCUUCUUUCAUUUAGUUUCAUUCCCUCCUCUUCAUUCUUUCAUUUCCGUCCCUGCCUCUUCUUUCAUUUAGUUUUCUCCCCCUCUUCAUUCUUUCAUUUCCGUCCCUGCCUCUUCUUUCAUUUAGUUUCAUUCCUCCUCUUCAUUCUUUCAUUUCCGUCCCUGCCUCUUCUUUCAUUUAGUUUUCUCCCCUCCUCUUCAUUCUUUCAUUUCCGUCCAUGCCUAUUCUUUCAUUUAGUUUCAUCCCCUCCUCUUCAUUCUUUUUCAUUUCCGUCCCUGCCUCUUCUUUCAUUUAGUUUUCUCCCCUCUUUCAUUCUUUCAUUUCCGUUCCUGCCUCUUCUUUCAUUUAGUUUCAUCCCCUCCUCUUCAUUCUAUCAUUUCCGUCCCUGCCUCUUCUUUCAUUUAGUUUCAUCCCCUCCUCUUCAUUCUUUCAUUUCCUUUCCUCCCUUUCUCUUCAUCCCUUCAUUUUCGUCCAUGCCUAUUCUUUCAUUUUUUUUGUUCGCGGUUCAUCUUUCAUUUAUUAUCUUUCAUGCCUCCUCAUCAAUUCCAAUGCUUAAAUUCAUUUCCAUUCAUCCACCGUUUUCCUUCAUUUCUUUUUUGUCUCUGUCGCUUCUAUCAUUAAUUCUCAUCCCUGUCUCUUAUUUCAAUCAUUUUUUCCCUUUCUUUCCAUCAUUUAUUUUCCAUUCAUUUUCGUCCCUGCAUUUCUUACAUUCAUGUCAUAAAGUGCCUCUUCUUUCAUUCAAUUUUCUUCCCGCCUAUUCUUUCAUUUAUUUUAAUUCCUGCAUUUUCUCUCUUUCAUUUUCUUCCCUACCUCAUCUGUUAUUCAUAUUUGUUCCCAUCAAUGGCUUUCUUUCAUUCAUUUUCAUUCCUUCAUUUUUUCAUAAUUGUUCCUGCCUCUCCUUUCAUUCAUAUUUUCCCAACACUUCUUUCAUUCAUUUUCGACCCAGCUUUUUCUUUCAUUUAGUUAUGUCCCCCACUAUUAUUUCAUUCAUUUUGUUCAUGCCUCAUGUUUCUUUCAUAUUCUUCUCUUCCUCGUCUGCGUGUUAUUCCAUUCAUUUUGUUCCAACUCCUGUUUCAUUCAUUUUCGUCGCUGUCUCCUCUUCCAUUGGUACCUGCCUCGUUUUUCUCCCUGCCUCUCUUUUCAUUCGUUUUUCUCCCUGCCUCUCUUUUCAUUCGUUUUUCUCCCUGCCUCUCUUUUCAUUCGUUUUUCUCCCUGCCUCUCUUUUCAUUCGUUUUUCUCCCUGCCUCUCUUUUCAUUCGUUUUUCUCCUUGCCUCUCCUUUUAUUCGUUUUUCUCCUUGCCUCUCCUUUUAUUCGUUUUUCUCCUUGCCUCUCCUUUUAUUCGUUUUUCUCCUUGCCUCUCCUUUCAUUCGUUUUUCUCCUUGCCUCUCUUUUCAUUCGUUUUUCUCCCUGCCUCUCUUUUCAUUCGUUUUUCUCCCUGCCUCUCUUUUCAUUCGUUUUUCUCCCUGCCUCUCUUUUCAUUCGUUUUUCUCCCUGCCUCUCUUUUCAUUCGUUUUUCUCCCUCUCCUCAUACUACAUUCAUUUUUCUUCCCUCCUCUCCUUUCAUUCUUUAUCGUCCAAGCUUUCUCUUUUAUUCCCUUUCCCGAUUAUACUUUCAUUCAUAUUCUUUCCGCCUUUUCUUUCCUUCAUUUUCAUCCCAACCUCACCUUUUCAUUCAUUUUCGUUUUUGCCUCUACUUUCAUUUUUUUAUUUGUUUUCAGCUCUUCAUUCAUCUAUUUUUGUCGCUUCCCGUUCUAUCAUUGAUUUUCUUCCCUUCCAUUCCCUUCAUUAUUCUCGCUGCCUCUUCUUUCAUUGA